Messenger RNA from Schistosoma bovis, 3971 nucleotides. NCBI's taxonomy places the organism in Eukaryota, Metazoa, Platyhelminthes, Trematoda, Strigeidida, Schistosomatidae. The record is from the annotation of a GenBank genome assembly.
GUUUUCUAUAGUACCUAGUGUAGGCUGUUCAAAAAUGAAAAUUAAAGUCGUGACGAAUGACUGUAUAAUUCAUAACGAUUUAGCUAGUUCUGUUGACUGGGUGUCUUGCGAUGAAAUAAUUUCGACUGCUGAUGACCGAGUUGUUAAAUAUUGGAAUCUGAUAUCAGAUCAAGUGUCAGACUUAUUCAGCUUGCCGCAAAAUGUAUUUCCAACCUGUAUGGACUGGCAUCCUAGACAAAGGACGAAACAAUCUACCAAGGCUGCAAGAGGGAGUGAAAUAUUCUUACUCGGAGCUACUGAUGGGAAAUGCCACAUAAUUUCUAAAGAGAAAAGAAUAGAGAGAACUUCGGAUGCUCAUCAAGGGGCUGUUCUAUCUGCGAAAUGGAAUUUCGAUGGAACUUCUUUUGCCACAUCUGGAGAAGACGGACAAAUAAAAAUCUGGUCACGGAGUGGGAUGUUAAGAUCCACUUUGUGUCAACACAGUUAUCCGAUCUACUCGUUUUCAUGGGGUGAUAACUCUAUUAUACAAUCUCUUCAAGCGAAUGUUAAACCUUUUGCCUGGAAAGCUCAUGAUGGUGUCAUUUUGCAAGUUGAUUGGAAUGUCAUCAACAAUCAACUUAUUUCCGCUUCAGAGGAUUGCAAAUACAAAGUAUGGGACAAUUACGGGAGGCUCUUGUAUUCGAGUGCACCUUUUGAAUAUCCAGUUACUUCGAUUUCAUGGUCUCCUGAUGGUCAGUUAUUUGCAGUUGGAUCGUAUGCUACUGUAGUGUUGUGUGAUAAACUUGGGUGGAUUCAUGCUUUGGAGAAAACACAUACUGGUAGUGUUCUGAGUAUCAAAUGGUCUCCUGAUGGUAAUCAAAUAGCGUGUGCUGGUGGAAAUGGUCGAAUAAUUAAUGGAUAUGUUACUGAAAGAUGUUUAGAAUGGAAUGGUUUUGAAGCAGUGUUAACAGAUGAACGAACUGUUGUAUUGCACAAUCUACGGAAUGAAUCGAUAGAACGUUUAGAAUUCCGUGAUCGCGUAUCAAAAGCAUCAUUCAGUUUCAAUUACUUUAUUGUAGUAACUAGCACUCAGUGCUAUGUAUACAAUAUUAAAAAUUUCAAUACACCCACCAUUAUUGAACUUAAAGAGUCCAACGUUACUCAUAUUUCUCAAUGUCAGAAAUAUUUUGCUUUAGCUGAUGGAUCCAGUGUGUAUAUCUACAAUUAUGAUGUACGUCUUGUUUGUUCAUUAAAACAUGCUAAUAUACACGCGGAACAAAUUUAUGCAGAUUCUUUAACUAUGAGCAAUGAUGUAAUUGGUAUUAAAGAUCAAUUAGAUAAGAAAAUUAUUCACUUAUUUGAUCCAUCGAGUGGUAAAACGCUCGGUGAUGGGAAACCAAUAUCACAUUCGAAUGAAAUUAUUAAAAUCAGUUUAAAUCAAAUGGGUAAUUCAUUUGAUCGUCGAUUGGCUCUGUUAGAUAAUAACAAAGACUUAUAUUUAAUGUCAAUUAGAAUACUUGGUAAUCAAAGGAAAAUGGUUAAAUUAGCUACAAUGGUUAGUUCAUUUCUAUGGGCUGAGACAUCAAAUAUUUUGGCAGCCAUAACAAACGAUAAACUUGUCAUCUGGUUCUAUCCUGAUAUUGCACUGACCAAUAGUGAUAUACUUAACUUAACACAAGAAGAACAUAACAUAAUUGAUGAUUAUGGGAAACAAUUAGAAUUGAUUAAUUUUUAUCGAGAUCGAAUCAUGAUAAAACGGGCUGAUGGAAGUACUGUUUAUUGUCCGAUUUCAAUUUACCCUGAUAAACUACAUCAAUUAAUUGGUCUAAGUAAAUGGAAUGAAGCACUCAAGUUGUGCUGGACAGUUAAGGACCGGAUUCUUUGGGCAUGUUUAGCUGGUAUAGCAACAAAUGCUAAAAUGUUGGAUGUAGCGGAAAUAGCAUUUGCUGAAAUUGAAGAAGUCGAUAAAGUGGAAUAUAUUCGAUAUAUCAAAAGUUUACCUACAACAGAAAUGAAAAAUGCUGAAAUGUUACUUUUAUCAGGUGAAUAUCAAGAGGCUGAAGCAAUUCUACUACAGAAUCAUUUAUAUUUUCGUGCUAUCAUGCUCAAUUUGCAUGCAUUUAAAUGGAAUAGAGCACUUGAAUUGGCAAAUAAAUAUAAUUUAGCAGUUGAUAUUGUAUUAUCAAUGAGACAUGAUUAUUUAAAACAAUUAAAUCGUGUUGAAGAAUUACAUUUAUUCAAUUCACAAUCAAAACAAUUUGGAUAUAGUAGUGAAUUCUUGAAGAGUUUCUUUGUCAAUAAUGGUUAACAGUCAGAUUUUUGGAUACAGUUCUACUUUGGUAAACUUUUCAUCUCAUAAUAUAAUAAGUAUGGUAGACUAGGACAUUGUAGUGGUGUCUUUUUCUUCUCCUGUAACAUAUGCACUAAGCUUAAUAAUAAAAUAGCACUGGUUACGCCUUAAUAAUCAACUGGUGUGUAGACAUAUCAGUUUUAACGGGUCAAUCACUAAUUGCAUAAGAACUCAGUGAUAACAGCUAUAACAAAAACACAGAUCCAAGUCACGUGAGUCAAGCUAAUGAUCACAAGAUUGUAGAUAUGUCUUGUUGAAGUGUUAACUAGAUUAAGCAAAUCUAUCUGUUAAGUUGGUUUCAAUAACCUAAUGAGACAGUGUACUGUAGUGUUACACCGAUAUUUGAUAUGGACGAAUAACUGGGAUAGGUAAAAAGUUUAUAACUUUUCUACGGAAAAUUAUUAUAUAUAUUUUUGUUACGUAGUUGUUAAAUGUUUAUGACAUUUUUAUAUUACCGUUAUUGUAGGUUUUAAUUUAACCGAUAAACCGUUACUAAACUACCGUUAAUUAAUAAUGCACCUUAUGUAUACAUUAGGAUUUCAUCUUGGUAGAUCGUUGUUGUCAUCCAUUUUGAUAUAUACAAUCCUGUGAAUCGUAGGAUAAAGCAAGCAGAGAAGCUGAGUCUAUUCGCUAUCUUCGUGUUCUGACUGGCUACAUGGACCAACAGGUGUUCAUAUUUCCAGUCGUUAUUGGUCACUCGUGUUGCCGUUUGCGGUGGUGAUUGGUUUUAUUAGAAUCGAGCGAACUCAUCAUUAGUGGAUACUAUGAUCGAGUGGGCAAGUGAAAGUUCAAAGGUUAUCACAAAUAAAGACUAAAUAAUAUAUGUAUUGGUCAGUUGGAGUGAACUUCUCAUUCUAAAAUUAAGACAUACGCUUUCGGUUAGAUGAAGUGGGUUUUUUCGUACAUGAGGACUAUCCACUGCAACUAUUAUUAUAGAGUAGUGAACUAGUUAUUACUUUUAGUAUAUUACUGAAAUUUUAACAGCAUACAAAUUAAGCACUGGAUAGUUAAGAUCAAUCAGAUAGAUUAGUUCAGGGCCGAACGAUAAGAGCUGUUGAUAUGAGGACACUACUGGUCACGAUUCGGCUCAACUAUCGAAAGAAACGGACAUACACCAAUAGCUGAGAAUCUGGCUAAAUUUUCCGGGGAACAUAUGUCUGUAUUAAUGAAUUUGUGUAUAUAUUUUGGUUCGGGUUAACCAAUAAAAAUUUUAUACUCUUGGUUUUUCACUCAAUCGGGAGUUUGAGUUCGCGUAUAGGGAAGGUAUAUAUCAGUAUCAGAAAACGGAUGACCGCCUCAACACAACAGAACUAAUAUUUGGCUACUACAUAACUUUAGUUUAAUUAUUGGUAUUUCAAAUAGUAAUGAAGAUAUAUUUCUUUUUUAAGAGUACAUUGGAUGCAUCGGAAUUGAAAGAAAGAAUUGAAGAGGAAUAUCUAAAUGAGAAGAAACAACUCCAAGAAUUAUCAACCACUUGAAAAAUAUAUCAAACAAUGUACGAGCAUGUAUAUGAACCGCAUAUUUUUCAAAAACGUGUUUACCCUUAUGAUUCACUAUUAAUAAUAACGAUCAAAAUUCGAUUGUUGUUUCUCAAUUAUGCUGUGAUUUCACAUUUUUGAAGUUAAUUUUCUAUAUUGACUAA